This is a messenger RNA of Hypanus sabinus (Atlantic stingray), 1038 nucleotides long. RefSeq names its product trace amine-associated receptor 4-like. Gene Ontology annotation, biological process: G protein-coupled receptor signaling pathway. NCBI's taxonomy places the organism in Eukaryota, Metazoa, Chordata, Chondrichthyes, Myliobatiformes, Dasyatidae. The record is from RefSeq and is a predicted model, not a curated record. Gene Ontology annotation, molecular function: trace-amine receptor activity. The transcript has a single exon. Gene Ontology annotation, cellular component: membrane. The coding region runs from base 1 to 1038 and encodes 345 amino acids.
AUGAAUUUAACAUAUCUUGAAAAUCCAGACGAUGUACAAUACUGUUUUCAAUUUGUUAACACAUCCUGUCCCAAAGUCACAAGGCCAAUAGCAAUCAAAGCAACCCUGUACAUUUUUAUUAGCUUUUCAAUAUUGAUUUCCAUAUUUGGAAAUCUGGUGGUGAUCAUUUCAGUUUUACAUUUCAAGCAACUACAGACACCCACCAAUUAUCUUGUAUUAUCUUUAGCAUUUGUUGAUUUCUUGGUUGGCUUUGUAGUAUUGCCUUAUAGUAUGAUCAGGUCAAUAGAAACAUGUUGGUAUUUUGGACACAUGUUUUGUAAAAUUCAUUCAAUUCUUGAUAUUAUGUUAACUAUAGUUUCAAUUUAUAAUAUAUGUUUUAUUGCAGUUGAUCGAUACUAUGCCAUUUCUGAUCCCUUUCUCUAUUCUAUAAAAAUAACCCUGCCUGUGACAAUCGUCACUGUUUCUUUAAUCUGGCUAUUUGCUAUCUUUUAUGGUUUUAGACUGAUCUUGUCAGACUUCAGUAAAAAGUCAUUAGAUGAUUACAUACUUGCUACGACUUGCGAAGGCAGCUGCAUCGCAUAUGCUAAGUUUGAGGGGCAUGUAGAUGCAUUGAUCGUAUUUUGUGUUCCCGUUUCUAUCAUUCUGGGCAUAUACGUUAAAAUAUUUUUUGUGUUAAAAUGUAAACAUGGCAGAGUAAUUGGAAACAUGCCAAGCAAUAGUAAUAACCUGGAAGAAAACAACACUGGAAACUUACGUAAAAAGCAACAAAUAGCUGUAAAAAAUCAAAGUGCAAUAAUGGGAAUUUUUACGUUCUCCUGGCUGCCUUUCUAUGUAAAUAACAUUUUUGAUCCAUAUUUUAAUUUUUUAAUCCCAACAGCUUUAGGUGAUGUAAUUACUUGGUUUGGAUUCUUUAAUUCUACUUUGAACCCAAUUCUUUAUGCUUAUUUAUAUCCAUGGUAUCGCAAAACACUCAAGCUCAUGCUCUCUUGUGAGGUAUUUAACUCUGAUUCAGCUACAAUGGAUUUCUUUUCAGAAUAA